Messenger RNA from Porites evermanni, 3958 nucleotides. NCBI's taxonomy places the organism in Eukaryota, Metazoa, Cnidaria, Anthozoa, Scleractinia, Poritidae. The record is from the annotation of a GenBank genome assembly.
AUGUCUAUAGACUGGGACUCGGCCCCCAGUGAGGUCGUAGAGCAGGACAUGUUUAGGGCAAUUUCAAAACCAGUGUCGUUCUGUAAGUUUAACCUUUCAGUUCAUUUUUGUCUCGUUGUCUUUUAUUCAUGCGCAUAAAUAUUUACUGGUUUGGAUCUCCUUUACCACUCAGAUGUUUUGUGACUUCCAAAAGUGAUUUUUCAUCAUAGCAGUAAGUUAAUGCUUGUUUUUUGUCACAAGCUCGCUUUGACAGAGCCUUAGUUUCGUGACCCAGUCCAGUGUCAUUCGUAAGUAGUGAGUAGUCCCCGUGGGUUUCCGCAAUUGUGAGAAAAAGACCUCAAAACAACAACAAAGCAUGAAUAAAGCUUUCUGAGGCCAUUUUAAGCAUUUUGGGAGAUUGCUGGGAAAAAUGUAUCCGUUCCCAAGAGAGAAUGAUCUAGCUCAUUCUCUCUUGCUGUUCCUCAUUCCCAGCAAGACUAAUGGAAGAGUUCCAAGCCAGCAAGGUGCAACUACAACCGGCUGCAACCCUACUUACUGGGAAGUUUCCAAUGAGAAGUAUAUCCAGACAUUACUGGCCAGUUUGGGUGUGGUCAAAGGGCAAAAUUGUGCCCUUCAGUGGCGGGGGGGGGGGUGCAGCAAGGAUUAUACAAAUGGUACAUAGCAGCUACUUUUGGACAUCAAAUCCCCUCGGACACCCUAAAUUGUCCAUUUCCCAGUCACACUUUCCUUCCGAAGACAUAUUAACUUUUCCAAAUAUCCCAGCCAGCAAAAAUUUUGCCUUACAACAGAUAUUUUGAGGAACAGAUCCAUUGGCUGCCGUUGACUCAUCAUGAUAUCGCCGACAGCAGUUUAUCCUUCAUUAUUCCAAUGAAGACUGAUAGGCCGGAAAAGGGCAGUUUCAAAAUAAGAAAACGGAUGGAGAAAGAAACAUAGUUAAGGAGCUGGUCACACCCACAGACCCUAAAUUAGAGUUCAGUAGACCGUAAAAAAAAUGUUUACUGCUCAGAGGCUUUCAUUUGAAUGGUCGGCACACUUCAGGGUAAAUUCUCACCCGCAGAACCUUAAGUAGAAAAACUUAAGUGUGUUCCAGUCUCCGAAAUAGUGGGGAAAGCGGAACGAAAAGUUCCUUGAAAACCGCGUGGGAGCUGGGAAGAGACGGAGUCUUCUCUCUUUCCGCCGUUUUUCGCUCGUUCGCUAUUUUCACUGCUCGCCCUGUUUUUUCGCUCUUCUGCACUGACCAAGAGCCUGUUACUGGCUAGAAACACGUUGCACAGGUACAGCCAUAGAAAAGAACCGCUGAUAGCUUUCAUUUGAAUGGUCACAGCGUAUGAUGUCACGCACAGAUUCGAAAGUGAGAACCACAUUUUACAGCGUAAUAAACAGUACCACAACAAAUUAGAGCGUUUCUGGUCAAAUAUGCAUGAUAACAUUGGGGAGACACUAUUAUAUAGUGAAGCUGUGUGUCAAAAUAUAGUUCUGUAGCGAUUAAUUAGCAAUCUAAACAAAAUGGCUUAAAUCCACGAUCUCUUUAGGCUGCGUGCGUGUUGGAAGUGGUGUGCUAACGAAUGCAACAACUCGCAACAAUGUUGGGACCUGCAGUGCAUAGUGGGAAGCAUACAACCCACCAGUCUUUGUCAACCAUGCGUAAUGAGCGUGCGUGGCCCCAACAAUGUUGGAAGAGCUGUGCAAACGGAUCCAACAUUGUUGCGCUACGCUUCGGCGAUCACGGAACAAAAGAAAUGUUGGGAGUUGUCGUUGAAAAGUUUGACCGGUUUCAAACUUUGCGCAACAACACGCAACAACAUCCAACAACAUGCAAUAGGGUGUGCAAACGGACGCUACAUGUAACAUCCAACAAUGUUGGGAGUUGCUGGCCAACAAUGUUGCGUCCGUUUGCACGGGGCUUUAUGUUCACUGCAUUGUAUCGUCGUUACACUUAAGAAAUUACGAAUAUUUUAAUAACUUGAACAAAAUAGACCGGGAAAUGAAAUUAAAUCUUACAUUUACAGCUUUUUUGGAUGACGAAGAAGAGGAAAGCGAGGAUGAUGUUGGCUUUGGUGUUUAUGGAGCGUUUAAGAAAUUCGCAGGAAAAGUCACAAAUAAGGCACUACAAAGAGAAGAAUCACCCAAAUACAGUCCUACCUCUCCUUCUUUGGAAAUUGAAGAGACUACGCUCUCGCUAUCCAACAAAGAACUGGAGCGAUCUAGAAGCAAAGGUAUUGUUACAUCUCCAUGUCGGUAUAAAUGUGUAGAAACCCCUCCCCUUCCCUCGCUCCCUUCUCCUUCAGCCCGUGGUCAAAAUGUGAAAUUUUGAUAUCUUUGAUAAUCAGCAUCAGUUUCCCUAAUCGAUUGAAGACUGAAAUUUCAGGAAAAGGGGGCUUAGUCACACUGGAUGAAUUCUUACCAUCUUUCAACAAAUCAGUCUUGCUCACUGCGCUUCAAAGGGUAUGCAUUGAGGCAGAAGGAAGAGUAUGGGAUUCAAAGUUAGGGUUACGUUAGUCGUAAGUACUAGCGACGCCACCAAAACCAGUGAUGGCGUCCCGAAUUGUCGGCUGUUUUCUCAGGCCAACUAGUAAGUGUUCCGAUAAUUUUGGCAAAAGUCGUAUUUAUUCAAUAAUUUGAUAGAGAAAGUGAUAUUUAGAGUAAUAAGAGAGAGCAAACUGAAAAAAAGGUGAAUAAGAUGUUUUUAUACAGAGUGGGGUUUGGUUGUCAAUGGCCAAUUACAUCAAAAUUCCAUUCAGCUUAAGCAGGCCUUGCCUUGUUUUUAAUAGACCCUUGUAUGUUUUUUUUUUAUUUUUGACGUGGACAAGUUAGGGAAAAUCUGUAGACACCACCGGAAAGAACGCCUGAAAAUUAGUAACAUUGCCAAGUUUGAAAACUAAAAGACGUAGCAUCUCAAACUCGGAGCGAUAUGUUCGCAAAAUUUUAUAGACGCUAGAGGCUGAGGGUACAAUCUUGCGCCCACCACCACCAUACAAACGUCUGUAACUUUUUGCAACUUUGCAGAGCUUUAUCAUCGCUCCCUUAAGACGUAUCACUUCCAAUUUUGGCAGUUUUACUGUUUUUAAUUUUUAAUUUUAAUUUUUCCAUUGGUGUAACGGAUUUUUCCUAACUGGUACAUGUCAAAAGGUCAAAAAACCAAUAAAGGGUCUAUUGCUUCACUUUCUCAUUUUCCAUUCCUCUAUUUAACAAUAUCAUUAUCAUGUAUUUAUAUUAUGUAAAAAGAAUGUUACCUAAUGACCUCAUAGACCUCAUAGAAUAAACGGCUGAUAGCACGCGUACUAUUCCACAGCAUUGUUAAGGAACUGAAUGAAGAACAACGUAAAGUCGAUUAUGGUAGUGGUAAAUCUAAUUGAACACGCUCUCGUGCGGUUGUUUCUACAUUUUUUUGAAUGCUUUCAAAAUUGAAUGAGCCUUGCUGAAUGCCAGCCAAAAUGUCUGCAAUCAAAAAUAAUCCACAAUUUUCUGAUGUAAAGUGUUCUAGGUCAUCUUGAAGAUAACGUUUCGUGUCUUGUUUUGUAUUACACAAUAUUUCAGAUCGCUUUAAACGAGCUUACUAAUCACACGCGUGUUAUCUUUUUUCUUGACAGGAGUGUCAACCAGGGGCGCUUCUGACUUGUUGGAAUCUGCAGAAUCUGUUCCCGAACCUCAAGAACAGAUUGGCCUGGGAUGGGCUUCUUCAGAUACAGCCCGCCUUGAAGCAGUGUUAGCCUCUACCCGUAGAGGAAGACCUGCGCGAAAACCUGCAUUACAGGGUUUUUCUUUUGACCAAUCAACCCAGCAAUUGCUAAAACCACCACCUCCCCCUCCCUUUCCACCUCCUCCUCCUGGCGCAAGUGUAACCACUGCACCACCCCCUGCCUAUGCACCCCCAGGAGCCGAGAUCGUUGGAGGUGGUCUCCACACAUCAGAAGCAGCGUCAGCUAUUGUCAAACCUGGAAGACCAAUAAGGCCAUCC